Cuscuta campestris is the source of this 1492-nucleotide messenger RNA. NCBI's taxonomy places the organism in Eukaryota, Viridiplantae, Streptophyta, Magnoliopsida, Solanales, Convolvulaceae. The record is from the annotation of a GenBank genome assembly.
AUAACAUGGUUUGGUUUAUAUUUUUGAUUAAUAGAAACACAUGACAUCUCCCUAUUUACAACAGCAGCAGAAAAAAACUUCCCGCUCAAAGUUUUAGGCGUGAACAGUGAAAAGUUACUCGGCCACUUGCAUCAAACCGCUCACAUGCACCUCCUCAAUAGCAUUUUCCCUUCACAUCUUCAGGGUCAAUUUGUUCAUUUAAUCGUCUUCUCAGAGUUGGGAGAAACAUUUUUACCCCAAAAUUACAGAAUUGAAGUUCUUCGCAUAUUUGCACGGGCCAUAAGGUCAACGCUGGCUUUGCUUCCCUGGUCGGCGCCUGCGCUGGACCCACCUGCUCCCAACAGCGGUUGUCUUGUCUGGACCCAAAAAGAUUGGUGGCAAAGAGUGGAGUCUGCACCUGGUACUUGCAGAGAAAAGGAGCUGGAUGUCUUCUCCAUCAUAUGUAUGCCUGGCUUGGGGAAGACAACGCUUGCAUGGAAGAUAUUUGAGAAUGAAGACAUCUCUUAUCAGUUCCCAAUCCGGAUAUGGGUAUAUGUUUCUCAGAGUUUCAACAACCAAGAAGUGUUUCUUACCAUUUUGAGAAAAUUCACCAGCAGUAGCAGCGACAUUAUGAUGUCCGGCCUAUGUGAUGAGGAAUUAGCCCAGUCACUUCGUGUGUUUCUGUCCAAGGAGAAAUUCUUGUUAGUAAUGGAUGAUGUGUGGAGUCUUGAGGACUGGAACGUCAUAAAAAACAUGCUUCCUAGUAGCAACCGGUUGAGUAAAGUCAUGAUCACCAGUCGCGAAAAGAUUGUUGGUGGACGUGCUAAAGUUUGCACGGACCCCCACAUGUUGUGCUUCUUUACAGUAGAUGAAAGGUGUAGACUUCUCCAAUUGGAGGUAUUUGGGAAUAAUAAUGGAGAAGAAGAAGAAGACAGGUGUUGCCCUCUGGACUUGAGAGACAUUGGGUUACAGAUAGCCGGCCAGUGUUAUGGAGUCCUACUCACGGUCGUGGUGGUGGGAGGAAUUCUUGUGGAUCUGUUUGUGAAAACACACGCACCCCGGCUCCUUAAAAAGGAAUGGGAGAAUGUGUCUGAAAAUGUGAGCAAGUUCAUACAGAACGACUUGAGGGAAUGCUGUCUCCAUAUGGCUGUGUUCCCCGAAGAACACGUGGUCCCAUCUUGGAUGCUGACGCGCUUGUGGAUUGUAGAAGGGUUCGUGCGCCCUCGGGAGAAGUUUGGAAGAAGUUGCAGAGCAGAACCUGAGUGAUCUUGUCACCAGGAACUUACUCAUGCUUGACAGGAAAAACCCAAUGGGGGAGAUAAAAACAUGUCGGGUUCAUGAUAUGAUUUGCGGGUUUUGCAGGGGAAUCGCUCUGGAACAGAACUUGUUCCAAGAAAUUAGGAAAAAUAAGGAAGGAGUACUUGAAGUCUUGAACUUGUUCCCAAACAGAAUUUGGAUUUGAAAUUAUGAAUUUUGAAUUUCUUGUGUUUGCCAAGAAAUUCAUUUCCAUUUU